AUGGCCUUCAUGACUGCUGACUGCUCUCGUCUUGUCUGUGACUCUUAUGGCCCUGUUUUGUAUGUUUGCGGAGCUGCGUUCUGCUACGCAUUCCGUUGGUAUUCUACCAUUAAUACUUGUCUACUUAACGGUAAAUUACAGACAUUAAACGCACGCACACACGCACACUGA
This is a messenger RNA of Drosophila mauritiana, 171 nucleotides long. RefSeq lists its product as uncharacterized. The record is from RefSeq and is a predicted model, not a curated record. Bases 1 to 171 code for a protein of 56 amino acids. The transcript has a single exon. Lineage: Eukaryota; Metazoa; Arthropoda; Insecta; Diptera; Drosophilidae.